Molecule: messenger RNA, 3565 nt
Organism: Esox lucius (northern pike)
Lineage: Eukaryota; Metazoa; Chordata; Actinopteri; Esociformes; Esocidae
Product: cilia- and flagella-associated protein 69
Exons: 23
Coding region: 168-3035 (955 amino acids)
Biological process (GO): olfactory behavior; response to odorant; positive regulation of flagellated sperm motility
Cellular component (GO): sperm midpiece; non-motile cilium
Source: RefSeq, a predicted model, not a curated record
CGCGUACGUGGAUGGGUAAGUCCGAAGCAAACAGCCGGUGAUUUGGGGAGACUGAGAACCAUACGAUUUAAUUUAUUUCUUUAAUGUAACGUCAUUUAUAACUUACUGCAAAUCUUCAGUACAAGCGAAAGUCUGUAAAGGGAUCUUUUUGUACAAAUGCGUUUGCAAUGCUCUCAUCGGAGGCUGCAAUGACUAAAAGAUACCUGAAAACUUCAACUGGAUCUAAAGCCAAUGUGCAUCGAAAAAGACCAGCGAUCCCAAUGAUCAAACAUUUAACAAAAUACAAUGAUGAACAAGAAAAACAGGAGGUUCUUACCAAACCUAUUGAGCUUAGUCGCGUGAUACAUCUUAUUGAGGAUCCUUUAACAAGUACUAUGAAAGAGAGACACAUUUUUGUGUUGAAGAAAGUAGUGAAGAGAUGUCAAAACGGAUUUCUUUUGAAAGAGCUGGCUGAUAUUUUUAAGAUUUUAAAUCUUGUUGCUGAGAAGUCCAAAGAUCACCCUGAAUAUACUUCAGUGCUAUGUAACUUACUGAAUAUUUUCAGGCUCCCUUUUCUAAAGGAGAAGACCUCUGAUGAAGUGAACUAUGCACAGUCUGUCAAAGAAUCAAUCUCUCAGCUGGGCUUCCUGAUGAGAGUGCCAGAUGCCGAAGUGAGAAACCAAAUCUGCCACUCCAUUAUAUCCUUCUACAGAUCUGAGACACCCAAACACAGUGUGGGUGGACUCCACGCUACUAGCCCAGGCUACAGAGUGCAGCUGCUGGAGCAGAGUGGACUGGCUGAGACUCUGGUCCUGUCCAUGGCCCUCCUGGAGCACCAGCAUGCUGUCAAGCUCCAGGUUCUGCACACUCUUCAGAUCCUCUCCAGCUCCUCUGAUGUGAAUUGUAGCCUAAUGUUAAAGGCACAGGGCGCACAGCAGGUCUGUUUUCAUAUGAAUGAGCCAGACCCAUCAGGUCAAAUCCUGUUCCGUUCAUCUGAGAUCAUCUGGAACUUGCUGGAGAGAGGUUCCAAAGAAGAGGUCAUAACACAACUCAGCAACUUGGACUGUAUUAUGGCUCUGAAAGAGGCCUUUUUGUACCAGCUGUUGAAUGCUGUUCGACAUUAUGAUCUUCAGCUCAGGAAUGACCUGCUUGUGAUCAUUACCCUCAUAGCAGAAUACUCCAAAUCACCACUCAUUGAACGUUUCCUUGGCAAGCAGCUCAUUCUUUACAUUACAUUUCCAGAACUUAAAAGUCACAACCCAUUAGUCCGCAACCUCAAGUUGUCCUACAACAAUGAAGAUUUUGAAAUGAAGACUUUGCUUUUAAAUCUGGUUGUUGUCAUGUCAAAAGACUUGUCUGCUCUACAACUGUUUAAAGAGGGCCGUGUUGUCCUGGCCCUGCUACAUCUGGUGAAGCCCACUGCUGCUCUGCCUCCAGGCCAGUCAGGGCCAGGCAGUUGGACCUCCGUCCAGCAGGAAGCGCUGCAGCUGCAGGCUCUAGCCACUUUGGCCACCCUGGCUCCACUGAUGGUAGAGGACUACAUGACCUGUCAGGGAAACACCAGCUUACUGCUGCUGCUGGAAUGGUGCACUGAGCAAGAUUCCUACUUUGGACAGGGCCAUAGUUUCCAUGGCACUGGGGGAAGGGGCAGUAAGAAGGCUCAGAUGCGUUACUGUGUUAGGCUGCUGAGAUCCAUGACGUCCCUAGGAAACAAAGCUAUUAACCAGGACCUCUUUGAUCAAGGAGCCAUCAGCCAGCUUCUAGGGAUCAUAAUGCAAAUGGAUGGGACUCCUGAAGAGGAAGAUGUUUUCACCUUGGAGAUCAUGGUUGAUAUUCAGCUGAUCCUGUCAGCGCUCUGCGAGAACAAUCAACAUAGAAAGGAACUGUUUGGAGCUGAAGGAGUGAAGAUGGCAGUUCAUUUCCUCAAGAUGAGUCCAGAGAAGUUCAACAGUGGCCUGGGACACAACAAACUAAUUCUCUCCACAGUGGAUUGUGUCUGGUCCUGUAUCGUUGGAUGCUAUACCACAGAAGAUAUGUUUUUGGAAAAGGAAGGUGCUUUCCUUCUGCUUGACUUACUUAAUUCAAGCCCUAGAAACAUGCACUGCGUUGUGCUUGGCACCCUGUUGGAGCUGUGUGAUAACCCCAAGACAAUGUCUCACGUCAUGGCCUGGAAGGGCCCGAACAGCGUGACCACCCCAGCGCUCCUCCUACAACUCUGGAGACAGGAGGAGGCAGAGAUGGGGGUGAGAAGAGACCCCUAUGGAAGGAUCGCAGAUCCAAAGAAGCCCAUUUUGUGUUAUUACCAAGAGGAUGAUGAUGCCCUGGUGUCGCUGUCUGCUGACAGACCGAGUGCUUCAAUAAUGGAUGUGUCUGAGAAUCUGCGCUCUAAGAUUUACUCUGUCUUCUGUAAACUUGGUUUUGAAAGCCUAUCUGGAUUGUCAACGGAGGAUUAUAUCACUCUUAGCAUCGUGACCAGAUAUCUAGACUUUAAGGUGGGCGAGGUGUGGGAUGAGAUCACCAGAGAGUUGUCCCAGGAGGAAGUGAGACCAGUCACCCCUGACAAAGAGGCCCUGGGUGCCAUUGCCAAGUUGACCGAGGACACAGCUAGGAGAGUCAUAGCAGAGCAAAGCAGCAUGUUGGAAGAACAGGAGAAAGAGGACGCCAAUGAGGAGAAACACAUGUACACAGAGAUAAGUUCCUACUGGAAACAGCAGGAGCUUACAGCCCAGUCAUGGGAGAAUUUUGUGGCAAAGACCUCAAACUACAAGAUUUUAAAGGAGACAAAGCAGCGCCAGGAGAACUCCAUUAACAUGUCCAGACCAAAACCAAAGCAUGGGGAAGCUAUAUUCCAUCCCACACAGAUCCCUGGCUUACAAACUACAACAUUCUGUGGGCGGGUGUUGACUGUGGAGAGUACCCCAGCCAAGCUGACCGGAGGGCCCCUGGCCAACACUGAGCUGGCCCUAGAGCGAGUGCCCAUCCACGGGGGAGCCCUGAGCAAACCCCCCCCUGUCACUCAGGACCCAGAGUAUUUCAAGAUUGUCUCAGUCAAAUAAAUACCCCCUCUGGCUUACUUCAGUGUUUAUUAACUACAUGUCCACUAUAUACUAUGUGGGGUGUUAGAUUAAGAUUGAAAACAAGGACAAGAAUUAAACAAUCCAGCUUGAACAAUCAAAGUUACACUAAUAGGUAUAGAUUGUAAUAUAUACUGUAUGUUUAUGCUAUAGGCAUAUACAAUUAUUUAAACAGCACUGUAAUGUUGUUUUCACAUUUAUCUAUGACAGAAUAGUUUUAAAAUGUAUGAAUAUUUAAUUCUGGGUGUAAUAAUGGAUUGGAACAGUUAACAACUGUUUUAGACUUCAGUUCAUUGUGACCCGGGGUAUAAAAUGUUUUUCAUUGUGACCCGGGGUAUAAAAUGUCUUUCAUUGUGACCCGGGGUAUAAAAUGUCUUUCAUUGUGACCCGGGGUAUAAAAUGUUUUUCAUUGUGACCCGGGGUAUAAAAUGUUUUUCAUUGUGACCCGGGGUAUAAAAUGUUUUUCAUUGUGUUGUCAUGGAUACUGUACAUUAAACUGUGGUGUGCUUUGA